Messenger RNA from Cydia splendana, 5273 nucleotides. RefSeq names its product phosphorylase b kinase gamma catalytic chain, liver/testis isoform (gene PhKgamma). Lineage: Eukaryota; Metazoa; Arthropoda; Insecta; Lepidoptera; Tortricidae. Bases 264 to 1520 code for a protein of 418 amino acids. The record is from RefSeq and is a predicted model, not a curated record. Gene Ontology annotation, molecular function: phosphorylase kinase activity; ATP binding; calmodulin binding. Gene Ontology annotation, cellular component: phosphorylase kinase complex. The transcript is spliced from 12 exons. Gene Ontology annotation, biological process: glycogen biosynthetic process; protein phosphorylation.
CAAUUUAUUUUGCGAGCUUGGGAGUCAAAUGUUAUUUAAUUUAAUUAUAAUACGCAAAAUAGACAAUAAUUUUUAGUUUUAGUGUCAAUAGAGCCCUAAAUAUUUUUAUAAAUUAUUUAUUAUCCUUAAUUCUUAUGUAACGAGGGUAAUUUAUUCUAAUAUUCUGUGAGUGCUGUCAGCUGCUCACAAUAACCUUUCGUCAUUGCGAACGAGUAAUUACGCCUAAUUAGUUGAUAAAAAGUAUAACAGCAACCGUGAACAGCAUGGCGAAGGAAGAAGACGAUGAUUUGCCCGACAAGGAUGCGGCGAAGGAGUUCUACGCAAAAUAUGAACCCAAGGAAAUCAUAGGCAGGGGCAUCAGCUCAACCGUCCGGAGAUGCGUAGAGAAGGAGACAGGUCGGGAGUAUGCCGCCAAGAUCAUAGAUCUCAGUCAGGAGUCCAUGGAUGGAGUCGAUACGCACACCAUGAGAGAUGCCACCAAGCAGGAGAUACAAAUCCUGCGGAUGGUAGCAGGACACCCAUAUAUUAUUGAAUUACAAGAUGUGUUUGAAUCGGAAACAUUCAUAUUCUUAGUAUUUGAAUUGUGCAAGAAUGGAGAGCUGUUCGACUACCUCACUUCAGUGGUGACACUAUCUGAGAAGAAGACUAGAUAUAUCAUGAGGCAAGUCCUAGAAGGCGUGCGGUACGUGCACAGCAAGAACAUAGUCCAUCGAGACCUCAAACCCGAAAACAUCUUACUGGACGACCAGCUGAACGUCAAAAUCACGGAUUUCGGCUUCGCUAAAGUUCUUAAAGAGGGAGAGAAGCUGUUCGAGCUGUGCGGCACGCCGGGCUACCUAGCGCCGGAGACGCUGAAAGCGAACAUGUUCGAGGACGCGCCCGGCUACGGCAUGGAGGUCGACAUUUGGGCAUGCGGAGUUAUAAUGUUCACAUUACUAGUGGGCUGCCCGCCGUUCUGGCACCGGAAGCAGAUGGUGAUGCUGCGGAACAUCAUGGAGGGGAAGUACUCCUUCACGAGCCCCGAGUGGGCUGAUAUAUCAGAUGACCCUAAGGACCUUAUCAGGAGGCUAUUAGUAGUAGAGCCCAGCCAAAGGCUGCCCAUCGAAGACGCCCUCAGCCAUUCCUUCUUCAACACGGUGCUCUGGGACCAGGACAUGACGCCGCUCAAGAAGUCGCUCUCGAGCACCAGCCGUCGGAUGUCCAGGAUCGAACUCAUCACCAUGGCGAAAAAGCAGGGCAGCUUCAACGCGCGAGCCAAGCUACGUAUGGGUCUGAUGGCGGUCCGCGCGGCCAUACGCCUGAAAAGGCUGCCACACACCGCUGCCCGCGCUGUCUCGUUGCACGCGGCACUAGGAGACCCUUACACCAUGCGCGCGUUGAGGAAGGUGAUAGAUGGCUGCGCCUUCCGAGUAUACGGGCAUUGGGUUAAGAAGGGCGAGGGCCAGAACCGAGCCGCACUGUUCGAGAACAUGCCUAAGACCGAGCUCAAGAGUCUAUACGUCAGCAACCUCAGCCGAUAGCGAGAGCUGCAGCGCUGACAGGAUUUCUAAACAUACCAGGGUAAAAGGAUAGUAUCUUCCGGCCGAGCAAGUCACUCGACGUAGGACACCGCACGUAGUAGGUAUGCUGCCAUACAGGAUAAACUACCCUAUUAUCGGCUCCACCAAAGAUUGGCACCUUCCUUAUUUCAACACGCUCACUGUACGAUGUUCAAUUAACUCCGUUCAGGAAUGGUUAAGUCAAGGGUUUCCAAUGAAAAUAGAUUGCAAUUAAGGGUAAUUGCGCCAAUCAUCGGGUAGUUUACCCUACCCUAGUUGAAUUGUAAACGCUGUAUUAUUCAGAAUUUGUUAAAUGUAGGAUUAUAAUUGAGAUUUGUUAAUAUUAUUCUUAGUUUUUGAUUGUAGCUCACAUUAUUUCAUUUGGAUGAUAAAACGCUCACCCAGUUUAAAUAUGUAAGAUAUGCAAAGAAGUACUAAAACGCUUAAAGUAGUACAAAUUGUAGUCGCAGGUUUACAAAGUAGAUGGCGCUAUACAGCUCCGUACAGUCAGCAUCAAAUAGAUAGUCAGAGAGACAAUCAUAGACUAGGAAUCCUCUAGACGGAGUUUAAAGCAAUUAUUUCAUGAAACCGAUGCUGCUAAAAAUACUGGGAUGUGGGGGACGAGGUGAGCGAGGCCCGUGCCGUGAUUGGUCCGUUCAAAGACACGGACGUCACACAAAGACAUUUUGACUCGAAAAUGGAGUAAAACUACCGUAUUUGUGGCAGAGGGGGUAGAGCUACUAUGCUCAGUCGGGAGGAUGUCUUGUCUGACAAUAGAUAGUUUAGCUGUUUGGCCAAAUAUAUCGUAACCUUUGUUUACCAUAGAAAUAAAAAUGUGUUAUGAAUGCUGGCUGUACAUAAUGCGGUAAAUAUACUGUCAAAAAUGCAACUACAUUUUGCACUACGCGUACUAGUAUUCCUUCGUGUAUGAUAGGGUGGUUCAAAAAAUCUUUUUUUUUUUUAAUUUUCCGACGGGGCACCCCCUUAUUAUGCUGAUAAAUUACACCAAGUUUCGUUACUUUAUCUCAUCUACAAGGGGGUGCUCAACCACUUUGAAAUUUUGUAUGUUGUAUGAAACCCAAAAAAAAGUAUUUAUUAUUCAGAAUUUUAUUUAAGUAUCUGUUUUCACACUAUUUGCACAUGUGAGUUAUAAGUUUUGAAGUAGAAAUUGUUAUUUCUAUUUUUUAUAUUUUUUUUUAAAGUAAGAUUUUUUUUAAUAUCACCUAAAAACAAUCAUAAAAAAUAGAAAUAAAAAUGUUUUUUACUUAAUAAAUUUUAAACCACACUUUCAAAUAAUGUGAAACCUACUAGGUACUUUACAUAAAAAUCUAAAAAAUUAUAAUUUUUUUUUUUGGAUUUCAUACAACUUUAAAAAUUUCAAAACGUUGUAGUUGAGGUAAGAUUACAAAACUUGGCGUAUUUUGUCAACAUAAUAAGUGUAACAAAAUGACGGGGUGCCGCUUCUUCUAGCUAGUUUGUUUUUUUUUUUUCAUACAAACGUGAAUCACCCUAGUGUAUGAUCUAAGAGUUCUAAGAUGAUCAAAGAUUUUAAAUAGCUUAGAACGUAGGUUAACGUUGUUUCUCACUAUGUAGGUAUAAGGUCCACAAAUACAUGUACCUACCUAGAAAUAAUUUAGUAUUAUCGUCUAAUCAUUUCCUUUUGAUUAGUCAUAAGUUUAUUUAAUGUUUGUGUGUAAUUUUGUAAUUGUUGUAGAAUAGUUAGUUCUUGCCAUUGGCAUUGCGUUAUGUAAUUCUAAAUUAGGUAUCUGAGAUUACCUAAAUAUAAAUUUGCGUGCAAAAAAGACUAUGGCAAUACGCCAGUCUCGAUUUUAAAAUACAUUUAUGUAAUAUUUGGCAACUAUGUAAUUCUACUAACGGAGCAGGCUUUUCUGAUAAUGACGCCAUUCAUUUAUUACGUAAGACGAUUAUUGCCAGUUUUUGACCCCCUUCCUCCCCUAUGUAAGAAAAAAUAAGAAUAGGCUGACCCCCUCCCCCCUAUAUUACCAUAUAUUGCAUAAGAAUCUAAAGGAAAAAAUGAGUACACGUUUGGUUAGAUUUAGUUUUACUUAAAAAAUAAACAUUUUUGAAAGUUUAUUUGUUACCUACAAAGGUACUGCAUCGUGUUUGAUAGCAUAGAAUGUGAAAGUAUUAUUUUAAACGUAAUAAUUUCAUAGAAAUUAAAAAAAAUGGCAUCUUUGUGAUCUUACGUAAGAACUAUGAAAAUCCCCUCCCUCCCCUUGUAAGCAAGAAUAAGAUGUGUUCGACCCCCCUCCCGCCCCUAAAUCGUCGUACGUAAUAAAUGAAUGGCGCCUUAUCUCUUGGUGCAUCAAAACUUGUAAAACUACAUUAUCAUAUCUAUGAUUAUGAUUUGUAUUUCAUACUUAUACAUAUUAUCCUGUCUGUACAUAAUUAAACUGAUAUAUACAUACUUAGAUACAUAGAAAACAUAAACAACUCUGGGACAAUUGUUUGUGAUAUAAUUAUGUAUCUAUACCUACACACAGAUAAAAUAUCCCUUCCGGUAUUUGAACCCGGGACCUCCUGCUUUGUUUUGUAUAUUUUCUCUAAUGUACGUAGGAUUAUUUCAGUUUUCAUAAAAUAUUAAAACAAAAUUAGUAAAAUUGUACUUUACCCAAUUGUGAAGUUAUGUGAUAUUGAUAAUAUCGAUUUUUAAAUGUUUAUCUUUAUUUAAUUUUUUACGACACUUCGUCGUAAUAAAUAUGAUUAAUUGAUUAUGUAUGUAUUUAUUUAUUAUACAUAUAUUUUAGAAAUGUAUAAUAUUUUAAUGGUGCAAGUGUCUUGUACAGUAUCAAUAUAUUGUAAGUAAAAGCAAUAUUUCCAUGUAUAAUACAAAUAGAACAAAAGACAUAUGUUUUGUAUUUAUUAUUUUUCAUCACAAUUGCUCGAAAAAGAUCUUAUUUCAUGCAGGUGUACUAAAGGAUAAAAGCCUAUAUUAUUCCCUAUUAGGAGUUAUGGAUUGUGAAAAAAAGCUAUAACUCCCUAGCUUUUUCGCGAUUUCGGGAUUGGUCCCAUAGUAAAAGUUGCUCAGUAUAAUCCCAAAACCUCCCUGGCAACGGGAAUGCACUUAUUUUUUGGCCACCGUGUAUAUGGAAAUACACCGUAGGUACUUGAAAGCACACAAGCACAUACCACAAGUACUAAGUAAUUCAUGGGACUGUGAAAACCGUACGAGUAAAACGAGUUUUUUGGAAACUCCAAUGUUAUAGUAAUUUUGUGUUAUCUUGGGGUUUUCAGAAAAAAUGGUACUUACCAUAAUUUACUUUUUUCGAAAAAUCAUCAACAUUUGGGUAAUUUAGACAGAAUCACGAGCACUAUUGAAUGAGACAAAGAAAGUGUCCCCAGUUUUUCAUACAAAUUUUGGAUGUCUAGUUUUGUAACGGUCCAUACAAAAUGUAAGUAGUAUGUGAAAACAUGUUACAAAAAAGUAACAUUUUUGUUUGGGACAUAUUUCUUUUUAUUUUUACCGACUUCCAAAUCUCAAAGAAGGAGGUUAUCAAUUCGGUUGUAUGUUUUUUUUUUAAUCGAUAGUCCUCGUGAUUCUGAGUAGAACUAACCCAAAAGUUGAUGUUACUUUUAAGUGAAAAUGCCCAUCUAUUAUGUAAGUGCACGAUGGAACUGUGAUCCUACGAGCGACAUAGGCAAUAAGAGUAAGCAAUAUAUUUACCUGCCAUGUCACAGAUGCUUCUAAAUUAAUAAAUUAUCUACUAUAUUUAA